Messenger RNA from Amborella trichopoda, 488 nucleotides. NCBI's taxonomy places the organism in Eukaryota, Viridiplantae, Streptophyta, Magnoliopsida, Amborellales, Amborellaceae. The record is from RefSeq and is a predicted model, not a curated record.
AGAGAGAGGAUCGCCAUGGAUCGAUGCAGGUCUAGCCUUUGGUUCACGUCCUCUUUCAUUCUUUUUCUCAUCAUAACACAAUCCAAUUUUUCGGCUUCUCAAGAAGUUGAGGAUGAGAGCGAUUUUGAUUAUUUAGAAGGCAGUGAGAAGGGUCCGAAGCACUGGGGCGAGAUCCAUCCGGAAUGGACGGCUUGCAACAAUGGGGAUAUGCAGUCUCCCAAUGACCUGCUUCACCAAAGGGUGGAGGUUCUACCAAAUUUGGGGAGCUUAAAAAGAAAAUAUAAGCCCGCUAAAGCAAUCCUAAAGAACAGAGGCCAUGAUAUAAUGCUUAAGUGGGGGGAAAAUGGAGCUGGAACACUGGAAAUAAACCAAACAGAGUACGUUCUGAAGCAAUGUCAUUGGCAUUCACCCUCCGAGCACAGUUUCAAUGGUUCAAGAUACUCUUUAGAGGUGCACUUGGUUCACAAGAGCAAAGAUGGGAAGGAAGG